AUGUUCGAGUUCACCGUCAUGCCCUUCGGGGUGACCAAUAGACCGGGAACAUUCCAACGUUACAUCGACGAAGCUAUGCAACCCCACGAGGCGUACACAAGCUGGUACAUCGAUAACAUCCUUGUCUUCGCUAACACCGAGGAACAGCACGACCAGCGUGUCGCAGCUAUCAAAGAAACGCUGGACGAAUUCCAAAUUAAGAUCAACUACAAGAAAGCCGUCUACAAGGCCCAGAGCAUCAAGUUCCUAGGCAUAAUCAUCCAUCCGGACAGAGUGGAAGCGGACCCCGACACCGUGGCCAUCAAAGAUUAG
This is a messenger RNA of Penicillium griseofulvum, 312 nucleotides long. RefSeq names its product reverse transcriptase. Bases 1 to 312 code for a protein of 103 amino acids. The transcript has a single exon. NCBI's taxonomy places the organism in Eukaryota, Fungi, Ascomycota, Eurotiomycetes, Eurotiales, Aspergillaceae. The record is from RefSeq and is a predicted model, not a curated record.